UUUGCAUCUAACUCACUCUCUCAAGUCUCAAUUACCGGUCUCUCUAUCUUUCUCUGUCCUCUCUCACACCCUGAAAUAGAGGGAAGCAGAGUUAAAUGUGCAACAACCUCCUCUGAAAAAUCUCUGUUUCUCUUUCCUUCUCUUUAUCUUUUUUUCUUUCUUCAAGACUGAGACUUGGUGUUUAGUGGUCUCAACUUUCUCUGCUCAGAGAGUGCCUCAGACCCAUUUGUUUUCUCUCAUUUUCCGUGUGCGUUUGUGUGCUUGGAAGAAAGAAACAGAGGACAACAACAACCCCAUUUGUGGAGUUUCUCAUAAUUCGUCUUCUCAGAUCCGUUGUUUACUCUUUUUUCUCUGCCUGUAAUUGGAGCAUUGUAUUUGUUCCAUUUCAAGUGGUAGAUAUGAGUAAAGAAGAGAUUUUGCAGAUCCAGACUUGUGUUCUCAAAGUGAACAUACACUGUGAUGGGUGUAAACAGAAAGUCAAGAAAAUCUUGCAGAAAAUUGACGGGGUUUACACCACCAAAAUAGAUUCAGAGCAAGGAAAGGUCACAGUCUCAGGGAAUGUAGACCCAGCUGUACUCAUCAAGAAGCUUUCAAAAUCAGGGAAGCACGCAGAGCUAUGGGGUUCCCAAAAGGCUAAUAGCAAUCAGAACCAGCUUCCUAACCAGUUUAAGAACAUGCAAAUUGACAAUGGCAAAGGAGGUGGUGACAACAACAACAACAAAGGAGGCCAAAAGGGUGGAAACAACAACAACAGCCAGCAGCCUAAAGGGGGCCAAUUAAUUGGAGGCCAAUUAACCCCUCAGCAGCUGCAACAGCUUCAGCAAAUGAAAGGGGGUCAAUUAAACCCACAGCAGCUGCAACAGCUUCAGCCAAUGAAUGGGGGCCAAUUAAAUCCACAGCAGCUGCAACAGCUUCAGCAAAUGAAAGGGGGCCAAUUAAACCAGCAGCAGCUGCAACAGCUUCAGCCAAUGAAUGGGGGCCAAUUAAAUCCACAGCAGCUACAACAGCUUCAGCAAAUGAAAGGGGGCCAGUUAAACCCACAGCAGCUGCAACAGCUUCAGCAAAUGAAAGGGGGCCAAUUAAACCCACAGCAGCUGCAACAGUUUCAGCAAAUGAAAGGGUUCCAAGAUCUGAAGCUGCCUCCAUUGACGGACUUGCAGAAAUUUCCACCAACUCAGAACAACAAUAACAGCAACCAGAAAGCUGCGAAGUUCAACCUGCCUGAGGAAGAUGACUCGACUGAUGGUGAAUACGACGACGAUGAUUUUGAAGACGAUGAGUAUGAUGAUGAAAUGGAUGAUCCUCGCCAUCCGGUACCGAACAAGGCAAAUCCCAUGAUGGGUAAAAACGGUCCUCUAGGUCCUAAUAUGAUGAUGAUGAUGAAUGGGAACAACCCCCAGCUCAUGAAGGCUGCCGCCGCUGCAGCUGCUGCCAAUGGUGGUGGUAAUGUCGGUAAGAAAGGAGGAAGCGGUGGUGGUGGUGCUGUACCUGUUCAGGUAAAUAUGGGUGGUGGUGAUGGCAAAAAUGGAAAUGGCAGUAAGAAAGGAGGUGGUGGAGGAGGUGGAGGUAAUAACAACCAAAAUCAAGGAAGCAAAAAUGGCGGUGGGACCAAUAACAACAAGAAUGGCAAUAAUGGCGGCGGCAGUGCUAAUGUCAACAACAUGAAUGGUAACGGCGGAGGUAAAAAGGGGAACGGAGGCGGCAGCGGCGGUGGACUGAAUGAUGGGUUCCGUGCUAUGGGUGGGCCCCAGAUGGGUAACAUGAACAUGCCCAUGGGUGAGAUGGGUGGUAGCAUUCCUAUGGGUCAAAUUGGUAACAUUCCAGCUGUUCAAGGACUGCCCAUGAACGGUGGUGGUGGUGGUGUCGGUGCCGGCGUUCCUGGUGGUUAUUUCCGAGGGGCUGGGCCGGAUCUUAUGCCCGGCGACCCGCACCGCCAACAACAGCAAGAACAGCAGCAAUAUAUGGCUAUGAUGAACCAACAGCGUGCAAUGGCUAAUGAGAGGUUCCAACCCAUGAUGUAUGCCCGACCCCCACCCGCCGUCAACUAUAUGCCAGAACCCCCACCCGCUGUCAACUACAUGCCACAACCAUACCCGCCAAACCCGUACUCAUACCCAUACCCAUACCCGCCCCCACAUUCGGACCCAUACAACAUGUUCAGUGAUGAAAACCCAUCAAGUUGCAAUGUGAUGUGAAGAAUUAUACAUAUAGGCGAAGGGGGCAGGGGGAUUUGAACCCAUGGGUCUUAAAUGGGAGGAUUUGGUUUAGGCCAAAACUUAAUUCCCGAUGUGAAGAAAUGUUUUGACACUGGGUUUGGCAUCUAAAAGUUUGCAAGAGCUUUGUUGGAAGCUUUGUUCAAACUCUCUUUUUAAUUCUACUUUUGCUUCAAAUCCCAAGUUGAAUUAGGGUUUUAAAUUAUCAAAAUAGGGGGAGUAGUUCAUGAAGGUGAAGAUGUAACAAGAAGUGGGUUCUUUUCUUUUGUUGAGAAUGUCCAUAUGUUGCCAAACAAAAAUAAGAUGAGAAAAUGGAGAACGGGUUUAUUAAAAAAAAAAAGCCCAUUUCUCUCCCAAAUCCCCCCACUCACGUGCUUCUUUGUUUUCUUUCAUUUUUACAUGCUUCACUGUUUCGAUGUGUGUGAAAUCAUGUGCUCUUGUGAUAAGAGGUGGGGCUUCAUA
Tripterygium wilfordii is the source of this 2675-nucleotide messenger RNA. Its product is annotated as heavy metal-associated isoprenylated plant protein 33-like. Bases 399 to 2195 code for a protein of 598 amino acids. NCBI's taxonomy places the organism in Eukaryota, Viridiplantae, Streptophyta, Magnoliopsida, Celastrales, Celastraceae. Gene Ontology annotation, molecular function: metal ion binding. The transcript is spliced from 3 exons. The record is from RefSeq and is a predicted model, not a curated record.